Drosophila gunungcola (fruit fly) is the source of this 824-nucleotide messenger RNA. RefSeq lists its product as uncharacterized. The coding region runs from base 107 to 742 and encodes 211 amino acids. The record is from RefSeq and is a predicted model, not a curated record. Lineage: Eukaryota; Metazoa; Arthropoda; Insecta; Diptera; Drosophilidae. The transcript has 5 exons.
AAUAUUUGAGUUAACUUAGCAAGUCAAGCUCUUUCCUUUUGAAGAAUUCUCUGCCCCAGAACAUUUGAAUUCAUAUUUUCUAGUCUGAAAGCAGAAUAUUUCGAGGAUGAGCCGAAAGUCUUUUGGACUGUCCAUUUGGACGCCACUCUUUUUCCUUUUCCUGAUAAUCCUGGCCAGCGUGUGGGGUAAGCCUUGGCCUUUGGUGAACCACCAUGGCCUACUGAAGAUGUACCACCAGCAGGUUCACGGACUUGGAAAAGAGCAGAAAAAGGAAGGUGAAUGUUUCUUUAGGGAAUUAAGGGAUGCCAAUCGUAAUCGCCACGAUCGGUCCAUGAAUCCAUUCAAAGCCUUCCUUUCUUGGCCCGGAAAAUCGAGAAAGUCUGAUAAAGUGCAGAAAGCAGAGUUAGCUGUGGAGAAGACUUACAGCCAUAAUCCAUCGUAUAACCAAGUUAAAGAGCCGCGUUUUGAAAACUUUGCCAAAAUAAAACCAUAUCUAACCAAGGAAGAUGAAUUUCUCUACGAGCAGAAACCGGGACUUCUAAACGAUGACGAUUGGGAUCACUUAAAUAAUGAUCAGGAUCAGGACCAGGAUAUGCUUGACAAAUCUGAAGCCAGCAAAUAUGACCUAAUAAAUAGUCCCAUGAUGGAUUAUAAACGAGAAUUCGCCAGCGAUGAGGCCAAUCCUUAUGUGGAAAGCAUUCGACAGCGUUAUGAGCCCUCUCCACAUAUCUAUUCAGAUUAACCCAAGUUCUGAAAACAAAUAUAUUUUUUUUCCUUAUGUAUUGUAAAGCAUAUAAGUGAUUUUAUCGAUAAAUUAAAGCUGG